Molecule: messenger RNA, 282 nt
Organism: Cordyceps fumosorosea ARSEF 2679
Lineage: Eukaryota; Fungi; Ascomycota; Sordariomycetes; Hypocreales; Cordycipitaceae
Exons: 1
Coding region: 1-282 (93 amino acids)
Source: RefSeq, a predicted model, not a curated record
AUGCUUCGGUUCCGCGUGGCGGCCGUACCAAGGCUCAACGUCCGACGGCGCGCCGAGGUUGAAGCACGAGCGGACGAUCCAGAGGAGGAGGAGGGCGCCGACCAUGGAUCCGACCACGAUGCCCGCGAUGGCACCGCCGGUGAGCGUUGUCCCUCCGCUUCCAUGGUCCGGGGUGCUGGUGACGGUGACGGUGACGGUGGCGGUUGCGGCGGAGGCUUGUCGGCCGGCGAGCGGAACGGUCCGCGAAGGCAGCGCCAGGGUCAGGUAAGGGGCCAUUGGUAA